ACCAGUCUAAUUCAUUAACCAUCCAAGUGCAAUAGCAGUUUAUUUCACUCCAUUACAGUCCAUUACUAGUCUAGUUCACUCCAAAUCUAGUCUAUUGCCCUAAUAGUCCACGAGCCAAUUUCUUGCCCAUUCCACCCCAUUAUAAUACUACUCCCAUGUCGAGCUUCCAGAAUUUAUUCGGCUCCAACAGCAACGCCAAGGUCGAUUCCUCCGUCGACAGCUUGUUCGCCGGAACAGGAGCUGGUCCCAUCACUAGAGACCACUUGAGGUCCAACAGAACCGAGAUCGAGGUGCCUGAGAGAGACUCCAAGAGAAGAAAGAUUGCGCAGGAACCAGCCGCAGAAAGCGCAGAAAGCGAAGAGAGCGCAGAAAGCGAAGAAAGCGCAGAAAGCGACGAAAGCGACGACGAGGAGCCAGUCCCCAAGCCAACCAAGAAGUCCUCUGACAAGGACGAUGACUUGGAAGCAAGAUACUACAACAAAUUGCUCCAGGACGACACCAAAGACGCCAAAGACGACGAAAACGAAAGCUCCCACAACGAAGAGGCAGCAGCCAAGAAGGCUACGGCCGCCAAGACCAUCGACCUCAAGGAAUCUGAGUUGCAGAAGGCAGAAAAGACGGUUUUCGUGGGCAAUGUCACCUCCGAAGUGAUCACCUCCAGACAGAUGGCCAAGAAGUUCAAGAAAUUAUUUGCCGAAUUUGGCAAGGUCGAGUCGAUCCGCUACAGAUCCAUCUCGUUCGACGAGGCACUUCCCAGAAAGGUGGCGUUUGCCAAAAAGACCUUGCACAAGUCCAGAGACACCGUCAAUGCCUACGUGGUCUUCACGGAAAAAGACGCUUCCUUGAAGUGCCUCAAGUUGAAUGCCACAACCUUCGAGGACUUCCAUCUCCGUGUGGACCAUGUGGCCCAUCCUGCCCCCAAAGACAACAGAAGAACCAUUUUCGUAGGAAACUUGGACUUUGAGGAAAAGGAAGAGACGUUGUGGAAGUACUUCAACAACAAGCUUGACAACGACGUCGAGUCGGUUAGAGUGAUCAGAGACGCUAAGACCAACCUAGGCAAGGGCUUUGCGUUGGUGCAGUUCAAAGACACGUUAUCUGUCAACAAGGCAUUGCUCUUGAACGAAAAGCCCAUGGCAGAAAAGGGACGUAAGUUGCGUAUUUCCCGUGCCAAGGCACACACCAAGCCAUCGAUUCUUUCGCCAAACCACAUUGACAACACCAAGAAGGCCCAUGCUGCCAAGAAGUCCAAGUUGAGCGAGCAGCAGAAGACCAAGAUGGGCAGAGCCCAGACGAUUUUGGGGCGUGCAGACCGUUCCACGGUAGGCAAAGUGAUUGUGGAAGGACAGAGAGCCACCAAGGGAUCGCGUAUAGCAGGCAUCAAGGGAUUGAAGACAGGAGGCAAGGUGAAGAAACCCAGAAUCAGAGAGCGUUCUACCAAAUUCAAGAAUGAGAGAGAGGCCAUCCAGAAAGAGAUCAAGAAGUAGGUAAUGCAUAAUAGGAGGACGAGGAAGAGUAGUUAGUGCAUAGUAAGAGAUAUUAAGGAGAAGUAGAUAAUGCAUAGUAAGAGAUAUUAGGGAGGAAGCAGAUAAUGCAUAGUAAGAUAUAUUGAGGAAGUAAAUGCGUAGGAUGAUGAAAGAAGUAUAUAAAGGAGGAAUAACUAAAUAAUGCAUAGUAAGAGAUAUUGAAGAAAGUUAUGGGUAGGAUUAUUCUCCAAAGUGUCAUAAAUCGGCCACUCUUAGAUAUAUUAUUAGGAUAAUUACACAUCAAAGGAAAAAGGAGGUUGGUGUAGCAAUAAGAGGAGGGACGAGUAGUUACGGGUCUUGGAUGGGGGUGUAGAAUAGAUAAUGAGCGGGUGCAAGAGAAAGAGUCUGAGGGGGAUGGAGUAAUAAUGAGAGAGACUGUGAGAGGAAUUAAGUGAUGAUUCAAAGAGGCAAUGGAUAAUUAUCACUGAUCUGGUAGUCUACGAGGAGA
Messenger RNA from Suhomyces tanzawaensis NRRL Y-17324, 1974 nucleotides. RefSeq lists its product as uncharacterized. Bases 156 to 1487 code for a protein of 443 amino acids. Lineage: Eukaryota; Fungi; Ascomycota; Pichiomycetes; Serinales; Debaryomycetaceae. Gene Ontology annotation, molecular function: RNA binding. The transcript has a single exon. The record is from RefSeq and is a predicted model, not a curated record.